AUGACCUCCCUUCGUAUUCUUGUCCUCCCUCAGUUGUACCUAAAUGUAAAUAAUUACUUCAAAAUGGCCCUCCACCCCCUCAACAGCAUCUCCAUCGUCGAGCUAGCAAUCUACACCCCCGCCCUCCUCAUCGCCAUCCUCCUCUCCACCCGCCAUGGCUUCCGCAAAAACGCCGGCUGGCUCUACCUCAUAAUCUUCACCACCACCCGCAUCGUCGGCUCCUCCCUCAACCUAGCCACCAUCGCCUCCCCCUCCAACCCCAACCUCAUCGUCGCCUCUCAAGUAAUGUACUCCAUCGGCGUCUCCGCCCUCGUCAUCUGCCUCUCCAACCUUUUAGGCCGAGUCCUCCUGGGUAUCCGACAACAAGGAACCCAGACGUUCAUCAGCCCACGCCACCAGAGACUUGCGCAAGUGGUGAUGUUGAUAGGGUUGAUACUUUCGAUUGUAGGGCAGAGUAUGAUGAGUGGUGAGAUUGGAGAUGCGGUUAGUGGGACGACGGGACAGCAGGCGGAGGUGGUGACUGUGCCGAAUGAGAGCCAGGCUGGGUUGGGGUUGACUAUGGCUGGGUUGGGGUUUGUAGUUUUGGGGACGUUGGUGACGAUGGUGGAGAUAGGGGCGGUGGAGCCAGGGGAGAAGAGGUUGUUGUUUGGAGUUGGGCUGGCGUCGCCGUUUAUGAUUGUCAGGAUCGUGUUCUCAGGGUUGGCUACAUUUGGGACAGAUCCGAGGUUUAAGAGUUAUGGCGGGGUGGGGAGUUUUGUGUGGUAUUUUCUUGGGAUGGGAGUGAUUAUGGAGAUGAUGGUUGUGUUGAUAUUGGAGGGCGCUGGGUUGACGUUAAACAGGCAGCCGAGUGCUGUGCCGGUUGGGAGGUGGAGAGAAAGAAAGUUUGAGGUUUAUUGA
This is a messenger RNA of Podospora anserina S mat+, 897 nucleotides long. RefSeq lists its product as uncharacterized. The transcript has a single exon. Bases 1 to 897 code for a protein of 298 amino acids. Lineage: Eukaryota; Fungi; Ascomycota; Sordariomycetes; Sordariales; Podosporaceae. The record is from RefSeq and is a predicted model, not a curated record.